This is a messenger RNA of Anastrepha ludens (Mexican fruit fly), 3945 nucleotides long. RefSeq names its product mitochondrial thiamine pyrophosphate carrier-like. Gene Ontology annotation, biological process: thiamine pyrophosphate transmembrane transport. NCBI's taxonomy places the organism in Eukaryota, Metazoa, Arthropoda, Insecta, Diptera, Tephritidae. Bases 93 to 1136 code for a protein of 347 amino acids. The record is from RefSeq and is a predicted model, not a curated record. Gene Ontology annotation, cellular component: mitochondrial inner membrane. The transcript has a single exon. Gene Ontology annotation, molecular function: thiamine transmembrane transporter activity.
CAUUUUCGCUCAACGAAACGUUUCUUCUAAGUUGGCUUGAGAAGGAUUAUCGCAUCCAUUUGCCGGCCACACAGAACAGCGUUUGUUCCACAAUGCCGCCAACAAGCAACCCGGAAUUACACUUGCCGAAACCAUCCGAUGUUGAGGGCAGCGUCCAUCACACCUCUGCCCAUGACCAUCACACAUCGACGCGAGCGCAACUAAACCAAAUUUAUGCUGGCGCGGUCUCAGGUGCGCUGACACGCACACUCACGCAACCAUUCGAUGUGCUGAAGAUACGAUUUCAAUUGCAGGUCGAGCCGCUCACGAUAGGCAAAAAGAGCAAGUACAACUCGCUGUGGCAAGCCAGUAAAUUGAUUUAUCACGAAGAGGGUGUACGUGGACUGUUCAAAGGUCACAAUGCGGGCCAAUUCAUGAGCAUCGUCUACAGUGUGGGACAAUUUUGGUCGUACGAACAGAUACGUGCGGUUAUGCGUGACAUGCCGUUCAUGUCGACACACAUGAAUGUGAUGAAUUUUCUUGCCGGUGGUUUUGCUGGUUGUGUGGCGACAAUUUUUUCCAUUCCCUUCGAUGUGAUACGUACGCGUUUGGUGGCACAGGAUCCCGGACAGGGUUAUCGAAAUAUGCUGCACGCCGUACCGCUCAUUUGGCGCACCGAAGGCGUUAGAGGCUAUUUUCGUGGCUUGCAACCGACACUGGUGCAGAUUGUGCCAUUGGUGGGCUUCAAUUUUAUGUUCUACAAGAAAUUCAACGAGAUGUUGGUGCACACCCGUUUGGCCAGGAACGAUCUCUUACCCACCUGGGUGUUGUUGUGCACUGGCGGUGCGGCAGGUGUAGCCUCCAAGGCGGUCGUCUAUCCGCUGGACUUUAUCAAGAAACGUUUGCAGGUGCAAGGAUUCGAACAGCAUCGUACGAAAUUCGGACGUACGCAACGUUGCAAAGGCGUAUUCCAUUGCAUAGAACUGACAAUGCGAGAGGAGGGCAUUAUGGGCUUCUACAAGGGCAUCUAUCCGACGCUGAUCAAGUCCGGCUUAAUGACGGCCUUCUAUUUUACCAUCUACGAUAGAUGCAAAUUGCUGCUCCAUCGCUACUAUAAUCUGAACGAUGGACAUGCACAUCAUCCCACUAAGCCGUAAGCAAAAGCGCACUGAUGAAGCGAGCGAAGUGCGGAGGGAGGAAUGGAGUAGUUUAUUUUGUAAAUCAAGGAAUCGGCCCCGGACUGAGGUGUGCGCGUACAUUGUGCGUGAAGUGCACCUUUACUUAUACCUCAUUAUAUACUCUAAGAGCGUAGAAUGUAGAUUUGUGAUAGUGCGUAAGAGACAAAAAGGAAAAUCUACUCAUUAUAGUGAAACUAAUUAGUAAUUGAGCGACAAAGAUAUACAUUAAUAAUUGUGAAAAAAAAUGAUAUUCUGCUGCAAACACUCAAACACGCGCACAGCCAACCCAAGACAAAUUGAAAUAUGUAGCAGUAGUGUUUACGAUGCUGUACAGUACAUUGCCAACAUAUUAGGAGCAGCAAGCAUUGUGUGACAAAAUCUAAAAUAGUUUUGAUGUCAUAAUCGAACACCAAAAAAUGAAAAUAAAAAAUAUAUAAAAUAAAAGGAGUUGAUAGUAGAUGGACGGAGGUGAAGAAGGUCAAAGCAUAAACUCUGUCAUACAGCAGCUUUGAAGUUCCCAUGGAAGAUAUAGAGCUGAGGAAGAUGCCGAAUCCAUUCAGCAUUUCUUAUGUGAAUGCCUCGCACUUCAAAUAAAGUGCUUCAAAUUUAUGGAAAACAAUUCUUUCGGGAUCUUAACCGUUUAGGCAUUGCUUUGUUGAAAAGGCUGAUUGCAUUUGCGAAAAGGUUGGGUUAGACUAAGGACAUGCAAAGAUAGGCCACAGGGAACUACUUUUCUGAGCAUCAGAAAGGGCUUUUACGCCUGAGUGAACUCUUGAUUGAAGACCAAAUAUUCGAACAUAACCUAGUCUGACAUAACCUAAUUCAUUUUAGCAAUUCGUAAUUAAUAUCUGUAUCAAUAAUUUACAGAUUUUACUUGAUGCACUUUUUUCACUUUGGUGUGCAAAGAAGAACUUUGUGACGUAUGUUGUGUCAAAAGGGGUAAACUUUGACUGGCCUUGAAAAAAUUUAGGCCCAAACUUGUGUGACAAAUAUUUAGCAUAAUCACUUGGUCUCUUUUAUCGUAAAACAGGAAAAAACAACAAGAAAAAAAACCAAAUUAAAAAAAAAAACGUUAGGAUUUGCUAGCUGCUAGCCCAGUGUUGAAUUAUUACUAACUGCGUUAGUAAAGAUUUCUUUAGACGUGGUAAGCUAAAUGUUCACCGUAUAUCUGACGAAGUGAGGUACGAGUAUUUUUAAAAAGAAUAUUUUUAAAACUAAAGCGUUCACACUGCAUAUUUCAAUCAAAAAGUGACUUGCUGGUUAAUUUGUUUUUUUUUUUAACCAAUUUUUGACUUUUUUGACAUUUUUUCUUCUUCAAACUUUCAAAAACGCUAAAAAAGUUUUUCAGAUGCAGUUUUCUACUUUUGAUUCAAUCUUUUUUGGAAAAUUUACUUUGGCCAUUAAAACCAAUUUUAAGGCGGUACUUUUCAACCAAAAAGUGUUUUUUAACGAAUUUUUAGCUGUUUUGGUAUUUUUUCUUUUUAAAAUUUUCAAAAACGCUAGAAAAAAAUUUUCAAAAUUUUUUUGGAAAGUUUACUGUACAUUUCAAUCAAAAAGUGACUUGCUGGUUAAUUUUUUUUUAACUAAUUUUUGACAUUUUUUCUUCUUCAAAGUUUUAAAAAGGCUAAACAAAUUUUUCAAAUUAAUUUUUCUACUUUUAAUUCAAUCUUUUUUGGAAAAUUUACUUUGGCCAUUAAAGUCAAUUUUAAGGCGGUCGCACUUUACAUUUCAAUUAAAAAGUGUUAUUUUUUUAAACUAAUUUUUGGCUGUUUUGGCAUUUUUUCUUCUUCAAAUUUUCAAAAACGCUAAAAAAAUAUUCAAAACUUUUUUGAAAAAUUUACUAUACAUAUCAAUAAAAAAGCGUCUUGUUGGUUAAUUUUUUUUAGACAAAUUUUUGACUGUUUUGGUAUUUUUUCUUCUUCAAAUUUUCAAAAACGCUAAAAAAGAUUUUCAGAGACAGUUUUCUACUUUUAAUUCAAUCUUUGUAGGAAAAUUUACUUUGUCCAGUAAAGUCAAUAUUAAGGCAGUCGCAAUGUGCAUUUCAAUCAAAAAGUGUUAUUUUUUUAACUUUUUUUGGAAAAUUUACUGUGCAUUUCAAUCAAAAAGUGACUUGCUGGUUAAUUUUCAAAAAGGCUAAAAAACAUUUCAAAGACAUUUUUCUACUUUUAAUUCAAUCUUUGUAGGAAAAUUUACUUUGGCCAUAAAAGUUAAUUUUAAGGCGGUCGCACUGUACAUUUCUGGUUUUUAACUAAUUUUUUGCGAUUCUUACUGUCAAAUUUAAGGCUACUUUACAUAGGGAGAUUUACUCUCUUAGCUUCACAGUGUGUGGACCACAGCUUCAUCAACCCGGCGUUAAAACGAUAUUAGAUCAGUAGUUUGGCCAGUUUAUACUAUUUUUCUAUUUAUUUUUCAAAGUUCAUUAUUACCGUUUUUUUCUAUUUGUAAAUAGCUCACUCCGAUUUUGUAAAUGAAAUUUUGUAGUAUUUAAGUAUAAUAAAGUGCAAGUUUCAAGUAGCUCAAAAAUUGCUUUAAUUUUUUUAUAAUUUUUGUCCUUGACAUUAUUCCACAUUUCCUCUAUAUUUUUUAUUUAAUAUAAUACUAUUUUUUACCAUAAUGUCUAAUUAAAUACCAUGGAAUUGCAUUUAGGUGUUAGUUUGUUAGAAAAUGCGCUGUAUUUUUAUAAAAAAAUAAUGAACCUUACAAAACAAAAAGAAAGAAAGAAUAGUCAACACUGCUGAAAAUAGUCAACACUGAAAAUAGUCAACACUGAAAAAAAUAGUCAACACUG